AUGGGCUCGAUGCUGUGCAUAGUCGUUAUAUCCCUUUUGGUUCAGGUGUCUGAGAGUAUCUGUCCUGCUGGGUGCCUGUGUCCCUCUUACAUUGUGAGCUGCGGAAAUCUGGCCCUGGAAAAAUUGCCUCUUCCUAUUCCUGCCACCACCUGGACCCUGGAACUCAGCCACAACCGGCUGACGUGGCUCGGGGUGGGCACCUUCUACGGCCUCCCCAGGCUGGCCCGGCUGCGUCUGGCUCACAACCUGAUCUCGCAGCUCAGCCCCGGGGCCUUCCAGAACGCCAGUGCCCUGCGCCACCUGGACCUCUCGUCCAACAAGCUGCAGGUGGUGGGCCGGCACCACUUCCUGGAGCUGACGGGCCUCGAGGAGCUGCUCCUGUUCAACAACCGGAUCGCGCGGGUGGAGAGCAACGCCCUGAUGGGCCUGGGACGGCUCAAGCACCUCUACCUCAGCUUCAACCACAUCUCCGACUUCCCCUUCUUCUCCAUCCGCAAGCACACCCACCCCCAUCUGCUCACCGUCGAUCUGUCCUCCAACCAUAUGUCCAGGCUGCCAGUGGAGGACAUAGCUCUGUGGCCCGCCUCGCAUCAGAGAGGCUUGUUUCUGUUCAACAACUCGCUGCUCUGCGACUGCGCCACAUACACCAUGCUCCGGCACUGGGAGCAGAAGGGGUACGAGUCGGUGACGGACUUCAAGGACGAGUACAGGUGCCUGCUGUACGGAGACCCGCGAGCGCCUGUGCGCUUCUUCCGGAACGCCCGCUUCUUCGAGAACUGCACCGUGGGGAGGACGCUCUCUCUGGUCGCGCUGAAGGCUAACCUGGUGGUGUACGAGGGCGAGCUCGUGAAGAUGGACUGCACCAGCUCAGGCACGGGAGAGAACGUCUCCUUCUCCUGGACCUCCCCGCACCAGGAGGGCAUCACUCAGCUGCUCCAGAACGGCAGCCUGCGCCUGAACCAAGAUGGAAGCCUUGAGAUCCCCUACGCCAAGCUGGAUGACUCCGGUGUCUACCAGUGCACGUCCCUGGACAGGAUCCAGAUGCUGAACGAAUCGCGGGAGGUGAAUGUAACCGUGGUGACCCGACAGCCCUCCGAGGAGCCCUUCAACACGGGCUACACGACCCUGCUGGGCUGCGUGGUGACCUUAGUGGUGAUUCUCAUGUAUCUGUACCUGACCCCGUGCCGCUGCAGCUGCUGCAGGCCUCCGGCAGCGUCCCCCGGCGGGUCUAACUCACGCGAGGAGCGCUGCACGCUGGCCUCCAUCUUCAGGGCCCCGUCCUCCAUGGCCACCAGCGAGCCGAUGAUCUCACGGAAAGCGCCUUCGGCAGUGGACCGGCACGUGGUGUUCCUGGAGCCGCUGAUGGAGGAGCAGAAUGGACAUCUGAAGGCCACCUUCACUCAGGAGCAGCUGGCCCAGUUCCAAUGGGAGACCGAACGCCUGACCCCGGCGGCCACUUAG
Messenger RNA from Clupea harengus (Atlantic herring), 1461 nucleotides. Its product is annotated as amphoterin-induced protein 3. The record is from RefSeq and is a predicted model, not a curated record. Gene Ontology annotation, biological process: brain development. Gene Ontology annotation, molecular function: protein binding. Gene Ontology annotation, cellular component: membrane. NCBI's taxonomy places the organism in Eukaryota, Metazoa, Chordata, Actinopteri, Clupeiformes, Clupeidae.